Messenger RNA from Zea mays, 975 nucleotides. RefSeq lists its product as uncharacterized. Gene Ontology annotation, biological process: DNA replication; DNA synthesis involved in UV-damage excision repair; nucleotide-excision repair, DNA gap filling. The coding region runs from base 1 to 870 and encodes 289 amino acids. Gene Ontology annotation, cellular component: nucleus; delta DNA polymerase complex. The transcript is spliced from 4 exons. Gene Ontology annotation, molecular function: DNA-directed DNA polymerase activity. The record is from RefSeq and is a predicted model, not a curated record. NCBI's taxonomy places the organism in Eukaryota, Viridiplantae, Streptophyta, Magnoliopsida, Poales, Poaceae.
AUGCACGGAAGCCGUGGCGGCCUCGACACGGAUCUAGUUGCAUGUGUCGUCGUCGCGCUUCUUCAGGUUGGGCACGUCGAUGCCCCUUGGAAAGCGGCGGACACCGGGCCCCGGGGGAACGAGAGGACGGUUAAUCUGUUCCAUGCAGAAGCAAGGCAAAUUUUCAAAGAUUCUUGUUCGGUUCAGAUCUACAGUAUCCAGGCCUGUAUUCCAAAAGAUACAGCUAUACUUUGGAAUCAUGAAUUUGUGCAUGCAGAGGAGAUUUUCAACCAGCCUUUUGACUAUGAGAACUGUUUGAGAGAUAAUAGGUUUUGUGGUGUUUUGAAUUCUUUUGUCAAGCGAACAUCCAAUGGAAAGCAUGUGAGUUCAUUGCCACCAAAGCCCUUGAAUAGUGCUGCAGUCGUCGCGCGGUCUAAGCCUAGUGUUACUCCAAAGGAGCAGUUUGUUACUGCUCGGCGGCAAGAUUUGCCUGUAAGUUCAAAGCAGGGAGCAGGCACUAAGUCUGAGAAGGAUAAUUCCACAAUAUUAGAUAAGGUUGGCAAUGGUCCUGUUGUCAAAGAACAAUCAGUUGAUACCUAUGCAAGCAAAAGUAAAGCUCAAAAUGGAAAGGCCAUGCCUAGUAAUGGUGGAUCGCUGGCUAACAUGUGGGGCCGUGCAUCAGCAAAACCUAUGCCUCCAAGUACCACUAAUUCUACAGCUGUAGCAAGUGUUGCAGCUACUGCUGAUGCACAAAUUUGUGCGAAGGAAGAAGCAGAUGGAAAUAGCAGCGAUGAUGAACAUGGGAUAAAGUACAAGAGGGGAUCCACUAAUGCAAAUAACAGAAAGAGAAGAGUGGUAUUUGAUUAUUCAGAUGAUGAGGAAGAUGAGUAGAUGACAAUAUUGUAAGCAUUGCAUCUCAUGAGUGUCACACCCGGGUUUUAGGGCACCAAGACCCGGGCGCGAACAUAAUCACCAGGUGUGCUGGGACCAAGUCUC